CCUACAAGAGCGGAGGUAGAAACAUGCAGGUGGAUUACAGUUUGUGCAGAUGUAAUCUGCAGGAGAUUACUGACUGUAAAGUAGUAGUUGGGGAGAGUGUGGCCAGACAGCAUAGGACGGUGGUGUGUAAAAUGACUCUGGUGGUGGAGAGGAAGAUUAAGAAGACAAAAGGAGAGCCAUGGUGGUGGGGGAAAAAAAAAAGUGGGGGGGAAAAAAAAAAGGUUCAGUGUGACCCAGCUGUGGGAGCAGUUUCCAAGAUGACACAAAAUAACUGGGCAGAAGCUGUACGUCCUUCAUGUGUGCAUGCUGGUGUGCAGUGCACAUUGCUGUCAGACCUGUCAGACAUGAGAACAGAGCUGGAUGAUUCCAUAUUAAAAAAGAGAUGUCGAAGAUGAGGACUAUUCUCCUGGUGAUAAGGACCAAUCUGAUGAUGAUGAUGAUGACUACGACACUGAAGAAGAAUGGAUUUCCUUGCAGGAGAAGGAGUGCAUCGUUGAUGGAAACCCUAUUCGAAUGCCCAAGUUUGUUGUUUUUUUUUAAAUCGUGCCUGCAAGCACUCCUGGCAAUCUGUGCUGUCUGUUCCAGCACAUGCCUGGUGGCUAUUAAUAAUAUUAGAGGAAGCCUUGCCAUGUUCAAAACAACAUGCAGACAUGGUCACAUCAAAGAAUGGUACAGCCAACCAAUGUCUGGUUGUAUGGCUCUAAGUAACUUGCUGGGUGGCGGUGCCAGUGCCAUCCUUUUUAGCGGCUGCAGUUCAGUGAAAGCAAUAAAUAUGCUCAAAAGUGUGAAUAUAAUGACUUUUUCAAAGAGGACAUUCCGUCAUAUUCAGAAUGCUUACCUGCUUCCAACCGUCAACCUCAUGCGGGAACGUCAACAAUCUUCCCUUCUGGAAGUAGUUCAGGGAAAACAGCUAACAGUUGGUGGUGAUGCACGAUGCUGUUCUCCUGGGCACACGGCCAAAUAUGGUUCAUACACUGUUAUGAACCUUAAAGACUCACAGAUCUUGGACACCCAAUUGGUACAGGUUACAGAGGUGAAGAACUCCCAUGCCAUGGAGUUGGAGGGCUUGAAGAGGUGCCUUGCCUUGUUACAGAGGAAAGGUGUCACUAUGAAAAACAUUGUGACAGACCGCCACUCUCAAAUUAAGAAAUUUCUGAGGGAAACCCAUAAGGACCUUUGCCACUGGUUUGACGUUUGGCAUGUGGCAAAAGGAAUCAAGAAUCAGCUGCUGGCCCUUUCAAAAAAGGCUGGUUGUGAGGCGGUGUUUAAAAAGGUCGCAGUCCAUCACCAAUCACAUUUAUUGGUCAGCAGCAUCAAGCAAAGGGAACAGUGAGGAAUGUCGGCAGAAGUGGAUGUCAAUCGCCAACCAUGUCAUGAAUGUUCACAAGGGCCAUGGUGACACAUUUAUAGAAUGUCUGCAUGAUGAACUGGUAGAGGAAAGAGAAUAACACAUAAAAAGGUAAAGUGAAUCAAAUAAGCUUAUUGAAAGAUGAUUCAGAGAUGCUACUUCUCUUAAUUCUGUCCAUUGAUGUGUUCCAGGAUCAAAAGCACAUAAGGAACUGCUAAUCAUAGUAAAUAAUAAGAUGCUGCUCAAAGACAUUGGCAACUUAUCGCCUAUUCAACAAACAUCAAGCCUUGAAGCCUACCAUAAAGUAGUGCUGUACUUCGCUCCAAAGGCCUCCCAUUUCUCACACAGGACAUAGAAAACAAGUUACUGUACAUUAGGGGUUAAACUAAAUAUACAGUUCCACACAGCC
Phyllopteryx taeniolatus (common seadragon) is the source of this 1757-nucleotide messenger RNA. RefSeq lists its product as uncharacterized. The record is from RefSeq and is a predicted model, not a curated record. Lineage: Eukaryota; Metazoa; Chordata; Actinopteri; Syngnathiformes; Syngnathidae. Bases 383 to 1333 code for a protein of 316 amino acids. The transcript has 4 exons.